Molecule: messenger RNA, 1476 nt
Organism: Protobothrops mucrosquamatus (brown spotted pit viper)
Lineage: Eukaryota; Metazoa; Chordata; Lepidosauria; Squamata; Viperidae
Product: olfactory receptor 14A16
Exons: 1
Coding region: 174-1139 (321 amino acids)
Biological process (GO): G protein-coupled receptor signaling pathway
Cellular component (GO): membrane
Molecular function (GO): odorant binding; olfactory receptor activity; G protein-coupled receptor activity
Source: RefSeq, a predicted model, not a curated record
AUAAUGUCCAUGCAUAGAAAAUGAAAAAGUAUGUCUGGUGUUUACAUUCAACUUAUAAAAUAAAUAAUUUUGACAAUGAUUUUUAACUAUAUUCUGACAGUAAAUUUAUAUUAGUAUUCUAUAUCCAUUUGUUUCCUGUACUAAUUUUGUUUCUUAAUCUGUUUUUCUUUAGAAUGAUUGAAAUAACUAGAAUGGCCAACAAAUCUGUUGUGAGAGAAUUUCUUCUGAUGGGAUUUUCUGAUGACCGUGACAUACAAGUUUUGCAUUUUGUCAUGUUUCUAAUCAUUUACUUAGUAGCUUUUGCUGGGAAUUUACUCAUUGUCUUUGUUGUGAUCCUGAACUACCAGCUGCAUACUCCCAUGCAUUUCUUUUUGGUUAACCUAUCCUUGACUGAUAUUUGUUACAUCUCAAUCACUGUCCCCAAAUCAAUGGAAGUUUCACUGACAGACAAUAAAAUAAUUACUUUUCCUGGAUGCAUUGCUCAGGUUUUCCUAGUUAUUACUAGUGCAUCUUCUGAGAUCUUCUUGCUUACCCUAAUGGCUUAUGACCGUUACAUAGCUAUCUGCCAUCCUCUGAAAUAUAGCCUCAUCCUGAACUGGAAUACAUGUGAUCAAAUGGCAGUUGCAUCUUGGGUCAGCUCCCUCCUAUAUGCCUUGUUACAAACAGUCAUUGUUUUCCAAUUAAACUUUUGUGGGCCAAACAGAAUUGAACAAUUCUUUUGUGAUAUUCCUCAGUUACAAAACAUUUCUUGUACAGAUACAAAAGUGAACAAAAUUCUGAUUUGGACAUUGGGAAUAACUGUAGGUUCCAUUUCUACUGGAUUGGUUUUUGCUUCUUAUGUCCACAUUAUUUCUGCUGUGCUGAAGAUUCAAUCAACUGAAGGCAGAUGCAAAGCAUUUUCGACUUGUAUUCCACACUUGACAGUUUUUUCUUUAUUCAUCUCUAUGGGUUUGUUUUCAUACAUGAGGCCCAAAUUUCUUUCUUCUCCUAUUAUAGACUUACUUUCUGCUGUUUCAUAUACAGUUGUACCUCCUGUUAUGAAUCCAAUCAUUUAUAGCCUUCGGAACAAGAACCUGCAAGCAGCUGUGUGGAAAUUAACAUCGAAAGCAAACAAACAAAUAAAUCCUAACCUAAUUUGAAUGUCUUCAGUCUGACAAAUAUAAAAUUUCCUUUUGAAAGGAUGAGGGAUCCAUGUCUCUUGUUCUCUUAAAUUAUACUUUAACAUAUAGGUUGGCCUCCCUACAGUAUGUUGCAAAGUAUUUGCAUGCAAUGGAGAGGAGAUGAGAAUUAUAUCGGACAUAAUUCUACACCAGUAACUGGCAACACAAACACUAGAUUGGAUCUCUUGCUCCUAACUGUUUAUUAUUUAUUUUCCUCAGUAAACAAAUGAACAAAUAUAACAUUUUUUUUUAAUAAUUCAAUUUCCUGGUUUUCUUUUUAUCUAGUUUUAUGAUUUGUCUGAAAAAUGGGUCAUAU